Aspergillus puulaauensis is the source of this 219-nucleotide messenger RNA. RefSeq names its product DASH complex subunit DAD4 (gene DAD4). NCBI's taxonomy places the organism in Eukaryota, Fungi, Ascomycota, Eurotiomycetes, Eurotiales, Aspergillaceae. Gene Ontology annotation, biological process: attachment of spindle microtubules to kinetochore. The record is from RefSeq and is a predicted model, not a curated record. Gene Ontology annotation, cellular component: mitotic spindle; DASH complex. The transcript has 5 exons. Bases 1 to 219 code for a protein of 72 amino acids.
AUGGAAAGCCCACACGAGCAUCAGCAAGCUCUUCUUUUAUCUCGGAUUAUCAACAACGUCGAAAAGCUGAACGAGGCUGUCAUGGUCAUGAAUAAAAGCCUGCAGGAGGUCAACAUCCAGAACAUGAAUGUCGAGCUUGUCGCGCAAAUGUUCAAGAACUAUCAAUCAAACGUGCUAUUCCACUUGGAGGCCACGGAAAACUUGAAGGACCCAUCAUGA